Aplysia californica (California sea hare) is the source of this 515-nucleotide messenger RNA. RefSeq lists its product as uncharacterized. The record is from RefSeq and is a predicted model, not a curated record. NCBI's taxonomy places the organism in Eukaryota, Metazoa, Mollusca, Gastropoda, Aplysiida, Aplysiidae.
GGUGGGUCAACGGCGCUCGUGUCAUGGAGGGUGUCUCCCUGUACAUCAUGUUGGUCGUGGUUAUAGUGGACAUUGUGAUGACGUGCUGCAGACGCUGCAAGACGAAAUGGUUCCUCGCCCAGGGUAUUCUCUGUCUGCAUGCAGGCAUGUUGUCAAUCGCUGCUGUGGUGAUGGUGAACGAAUACCGACAUGAUCUCAGAAAAAUCCUUCCUCGUGAUCGUGAAUACGGGUGGACUACUGUCUCGCCACACUGGGCGUACUACCUUGCCUGUUUGAAUGCUGGUUUUCUCACCUUGUCCGGAAUCUACACACUUUUUGCUAGGAAUUCAGGAGAGGAGAGCAACCGACUUGUGGAAAAACCACCUCCAUAUCCCAGCAAACCGUCUUCAGAAUACGGAACCGUCCAGGAAACACGCAUUGGAAAUUAAAGAUAUAUGACGAGAAUGUUGAUGAAUAGAAUCAAACAGGAAAUACCAUUUUAAGGUUUUAAUAAAUCAUAUUUUUGUAAAGAUGAA